This is a messenger RNA of Gambusia affinis (western mosquitofish), 3062 nucleotides long. RefSeq names its product eukaryotic translation initiation factor 4, gamma 2b (gene eif4g2b). The record is from RefSeq and is a predicted model, not a curated record. Bases 881 to 2875 code for a protein of 664 amino acids. NCBI's taxonomy places the organism in Eukaryota, Metazoa, Chordata, Actinopteri, Cyprinodontiformes, Poeciliidae. Gene Ontology annotation, cellular component: eukaryotic translation initiation factor 4F complex. The transcript is spliced from 20 exons. Gene Ontology annotation, molecular function: protein binding; translation initiation factor activity; mRNA binding.
CCCCCAUAAGGCUGUGAGCUCGUUUCUAGCCAGCUAACGCAAACAAACCAGGCAGAGGCUCAGGGUUGAAGUGUGUGUUUUUGUGGAUAUUUUUCGACUUUUACGCCCUCCUGGCAUUCUGCUGCAAAAUUCGCUUUUCUUGUAGAGGCCCUCUCAUUUCUUCUUUGGUACGCAAACAACAAAACAAAACUGAAGUUGCUUUGGUGAAGCCCCGUUUUCCCCAUCCCCUCCUAUUAUUCUUAUUCUUUUGAGUAUUCUUCAUUGUCAAGCCGCCAAAGUGGAGAGUGUGAUUGCAGAAGGGGGUGCUUCUCGUUUCAGUGCUUCUUCGGGGGGAGGAGGUGGUAGGGGUGCACCUCAGCACUAUCCCAAGACUGUCGGCAACAGCGAGUUCCUGGGGAAAACCCCAGGGCAAAGCGUUCAGAGAUGGGUUCCUUCACGAAGCACUAGACGAGAUGCCAACUCCAGCAACGAAAAAGAGCGACACGAUGCAAUCUUCAGGAAAGUGAGGGGCAUACUCAACAAACUCACGCCUGAGAAGUUUGACAAGCUAUGCCUUGAGCUCCUGAAUGUGGGCGUAGAUUCAAAACUCGUCCUUAAAGGAAUCAUCUUGCUGAUUGUAGACAAAGCCCUAGAAGAGCCGAAAUAUAGCUCACUCUAUGCUCAGCUAUGUCUGCGCUUGGCAGAGGACGCUCCAAACUUUGAUGGCCCUUCAUCUGAGAUCCAAACAUCCCAAAAGCAGAGCACAACCUUCAGAAGACUGCUGAUUUCCAAGCUUCAAGAUGAAUUUGAAAAUCGCACCAGAAAUGUUGAAAUUUAUGACAAACAUGACAACCCUCUCACUUCUGAGGAGGAGGAGCAGCGUGCCAUCGCCAAGAUCAAGAUGCUUGGCAACAUUAAAUUCAUCGGGGAACUUGGCAAACUUGACCUCAUCCAUGAAUCUAUCCUUCAUAAGUGCAUCAAAACACUUCUGGAAAAGAAGAAGAGAGUCCAGCUCAAGGAUAUGGGAGAGGAUCUGGAAUGCCUCUGUCAGAUAAUGAGAACAGUGGGGCCGAGACUCGACCAUGAGAAAGCAAAGUCUUUAAUGGAUCAGUACUUUGGCCGUAUGCGAUCCUUAAUGAACAACAAGGAGCUGCCUGCCAGGAUCCGCUUCCUGCUGCAAGAUACAGUGGAGCUGCGUGAAAACAACUGGGUCCCCCGCAAGGCCUUCAUCGACAACGGACCAAAGACAAUUAACCAGAUCCGUCAGGACGCAGUGAAGGAUUUGGGUGUUUUCAUCCCAGCACCCAUGUCUCAGGGGAUGAGGAUGGACUUCUUCCUGGAAAGCCCUUUCAUGCCCAACAGAAUGAAACUGGACAGGGAGACUCUUGGGGGAUUGGCUGACAUGUUUGGACAGAUGCCAGGCAGCGGGAUCGGAACCGGACCGGGUGUUAUUCAGGACAGGUACUCGCCCACUAUGGGACGCCAUCGCACCAACCCACUCUUCAACGGCCACAGCGGCCACAUCGCGCCUCCUCAGCAGUCGCAGUUUGACAUGGGAACCAAGUCUUUCGUUAAGUCCAACCAGAUCAGCCUCCGGCCGGCUCAGUCAUUCCUCCUCAACAAGAACCAGGUGCCCAAGCUUCAACCUCAGAUCCCCACUAUGAUGCCUCCCAGUGCUCAGCCCCCCCGCACCCAGUCCCCUCCACUAGGACAGCCUCCACAGCUUGGCCUGAAGACCAACCCUCCACCCAUCCAGGAGAAACCCCAGAAGACCAACAAAAAGCCGCCUCCUGCCAAAGAGGAGCUUCUGAAAACCACAGAGGCCAUCAUGACUGAGUACUUGAACACAAAGAACCUGACUGAAGCCGUGGGCGGCGUGCGGGAGAUGAAAGCGCCAAAGCACUUCCUGCCAGAGAUGCUCAGUAAGAUCAUCGUGUGCUCCCUGGACCGGCCCGACGAAGACAAGGAGCACGCCAGCACUUUGAUCCACGCCCUGCGCGCCGACGGCCUCAUCACCGGAGAAAACUUCAUGCAGGCUUUCCUCAACGUCCUGGACCUGUGCCCGAAGAUCGAGCUGGACGUGCCUCUGGUGAAGUCCUACCUGGCCCAGUUUGCGGCUCGGGCCAUCAUGGCGGAGCUGGUGAGCGUGGCGGAGCUGGCCCACCCGCUGGAGAAUGGCACCCACUUCCCGCUCUUCCUGCUCUGCCUGCAGCAGACGGCCAAGCUGAAGGACCGCGAGUGGCUCACCGAGCUCUUCCAGCAGAGCAAGGUCAACAUGCAGAAGAUGCUUCCAGAAAUCGAUCAGAACAAGGACCGCAUGCUGGAGGUUCUGGAGGGGAAGGGGCUGAGCUUCCUGUUCCCACUGCUGAAGCUAGAGAAGGAGCUGCUGAAGCAGAUCAAGGCCGACCCAUCGCCACAGUCCAUCUACAAGUGGAUUAAAGACAACAUCUCACCCAGGCUGCACACUGACAAAGGCUUCGUCAACAUCCUCAUGACAAGUUUCCUCCAGUACAUCGCCCAGGAGCUGUGCAUGGCGGAGGGUGACGACCAGCUGGCAGCCCCUUCCAAGGAGCAUCUGGAGCAGGAGAAGCAGCUGCUGCUGGCCUUCAAACCCGUCAUGCAGAAGUUCCUGCACGACCACACUGAGCUGCAGGUCAGCGCCCUCUACGCGCUGCAGGUUCAUUGCAAUGCCAGCAGCUUCCCUAAAGGUAUGCUGCUGCGCUACUUUGUCAACUUCUAUGACAUGGAGAUCAUCGAAGAAGAAGCCUUCCUAGCAUGGAAAGAAGACAUCACCCAAGAAUUCCCUGGAAAAGGAAAAGCUUUAUUCCAGGUGAACCAGUGGCUGACUUGGCUGGAGACAGCUGAGGAAGAGGAGUCUGAGGAAGAAGCAGACUGAGAAACAGCAGAAGCAUCAUGACCUAGAUUCACCAUUUUGUUGUUCUCACCCACACUUUUGUUAUUUUAACACCACGCUUUAUUUAACCACUACCACACGGCACCGAGCUGCUUCCGUCAAUCUAAACCCAAAGCUUGUUAACAUGUUGGGCUGAGAAGCGACGUUUGACCUGUUGCCUAAUGUGGAU